AUGGGCCCCUGUACCGCCUCCUCAUGAUGCUGCCAGGUCCACAGUGUGUCAUGGGCCCCCGUACCGCCUCCUCAUGCUGCUGCCAGGCCCCUAAUCUGCCAUGGGCCCCUGUACUGCCUCCUCACACGCUGCUGCCAGGUCCACAGUGUGUCAUGGGUCCCCUGUACGGCCUCCCAUUGCUGCUGCCAGGCCCCUAAUCUGACAUGGGCCCCUGUACCGCCUCCUCAUGCUGCUGCCAGGCCCCUAAUCUGCCAUGGGCCCCCGUACCGCCUCCUCACGCUGCUGCCAGGUCCACAGUGUGUCAUGGGUCCCUGUACGGCCUCCCAUUGCUGCUGUCUCCAUCGCCACACUCUGCCAUGUGCCACUUUCAGGUCUCCUCACACUGCUGGUGGGUUCCAUUUUGUCAUAGGGUGCUGUAUGGCCUCCCAUUGCUGCUGCCUCCACCGCCACACUGUGGCUCCACACUCUGGUUUUAGCCCCGUGACUGCCCAAAUGAGUGAAGUGUGCGGUGAUUCUAAGAUCGACGGCACUCAUCUGCAUGUCAUACUGACUGACAGUAUUAUUUCUCUUCCCCAGCAGACUCCAAGGGCAUUUAAAUUAAAGGUACAGUGUUCUGCACUAAUAUAA
Molecule: messenger RNA, 627 nt
Organism: Staurois parvus
Lineage: Eukaryota; Metazoa; Chordata; Amphibia; Anura; Ranidae
Source: the annotation of a GenBank genome assembly